Alternaria postmessia is the source of this 1632-nucleotide messenger RNA. RefSeq lists its product as uncharacterized. The record is from RefSeq and is a predicted model, not a curated record. The transcript has a single exon. Gene Ontology annotation, molecular function: protein binding. Bases 1 to 1632 code for a protein of 543 amino acids. NCBI's taxonomy places the organism in Eukaryota, Fungi, Ascomycota, Dothideomycetes, Pleosporales, Pleosporaceae.
AUGGCUACACUACUGUUGCUACCUGAUAUCACACCAGAGUGGAUUUUCAGCGACAUGACUUCCACCAUACGCCGGAUCGUCCUGAAAGAGCAAAUAGCUAUGCUGGAAUGUUUACUAGAAUCUACGAAGUUAGAUCCUAUCAUCAACAAACCUAUCGGCAAUGGGAGUUCUGGCAGUCUAAUUCACUUUGCCGCCGCCCAUGGGCACGCUGAGGUUGUUGGACUUCUUCUCAAGUACGGAAACAUCGACCCAAAUCUGGCACCAAAGCGGUAUGGAUUCAUAUAUGAACUCUCACCUAUCAAUAUUGCAGCUUCGCGUGGUCACUUCGAAACUGUGGAAAAGCUCCUUGGACACCCUGGUAUCAUUCUGAACACCAAGACUGGGUGGACAAAUGGUACGACAAACCCUCUGCUUCUUGCUUCGCGAAAGGGGCACGUGGAGAUCGUACGAUUGAUGCUCAAAACCUUCGACCAACGGGGACUUGGUGUGGAUGAUACCAGCGGAUCCUCUUACAAAAGAACGCCAUUGCAAGGCGCCGUGUUCUAUGGACAUACGGACGUCGUAAAGCUCUUGCUGCUUCGGCAGGAUAUCGAUGUAAACCCGUCCCUUGGAAAGUCAGGCUUGAGCACGUGCCAAAUAGCAGCACGGCAUGACCAUGCUCAAACCUUGGGUGUGCUGCUCGAGGAUUCCAGGACUGAUCUAAGCAAUACAAAGAAUGGCCGAGUUUCAUUGCUGUUCGAAGCCGCCAUGGAAGUACGUUGGUCUUUAGUUGAAGUCCUGCUCGAUUAUGACGAAGCCUCUCCGCAAGAUACGGUACGUAAACUCUCCACCCGAACAAACAUCGUAGGAAACCGUAUCGAUAUCCUGGAGAAUCUCCUAGUCGAUGAAGGAUUCCGUGAACACUGCACGAAACAAGGAAGAGCGAAUCUCUGGCUAGUGGCCGCAAGAACCAAUAAUCUAGCACUCGCGAUGCUCCUCCUUGAACACACUCAGAGGAACAAAGGAAUGCACCAUCCUGCUACGGAUGUCAAUCGUAGAGAUAGCACGGGUGAUGCACCACUACAUGUUGCGGUACUAUCUGCAAGGAUUGGUGUUGUAGAGCUCCUGCUUCACCACAAGGAUAUCGACAUCAAUAUCAUCUCGAAAGGACGGCGUGGGGACUCUGCCGUACAGAGGGCAAUAGAGUACACCAAGUACAGCUGGAAGCCUAAGGAAGCUCUCUCUUACAUAAUAGAUCUUCUUUUAGCCCAUGGUGCUCAGGGCGCAUCGCGCAAACGAAACGACGACACGAACAACCUCGUUGUCCCGCCCUUGCUCGCCCGAGCGGAGGACUCAAACAAUCUCGUACUGCCAUCCUUAUCCGGGUGUGCGGAGCACCAAGACUCUCGUUCAGCCAGGGUAGAUGAGGAUCUGAGACAAAGUACCCAUGCGUCAUGGGCUUCAAUUGUUGGGAUUCAAGACAAUGGCGUUGGGUCUGGAGAGAUGAAUAGAGGCGACGAUGUGUUGGGCGACAUGACUCCAACGUCUUCGGACGACUGGUUGGAAGAAGAUCCUGACGUAACUUUCGAGGAGUGGAUGCACUUCGACGAUGAGGAAAUGAUCGAAGAUAAUCGCUCAGAGAUGCUAGAUUGA